GUUUUUCACUCCACAGAUAAUUGACGUAUGUCACUAGAGAGGUUGGAUAUAGAUGUCAUGAAGCGCGAUGUGGAACAUCAGCUCGCGGCUAAAAUAAAUGCUUGUUUCAGUACGAUUAAACAAAGAAAAUGAAGUAGUAGCAUAGUAACUAAGUAUUUGGGUGGCACCCGGGGUGGCCUAUCAGAUGUCAGCGAUGUCCAGUGCCACCCCGGACACCCCCUGGCUCCGCCACUGUGUUUAUAAAGUUACCGAGGACGCGGUGGAUCCACUGACGGAUCCACUGAACGCGCGCGCUGGAGGAGGACGCGAAGGAUUUGUCAUAUUAGCUGGAUUUUAAAAAGCCACCCCGUUUCUGAGUGGAAAACUAGGACUAAACGAACUACAGCCAUCACACGCAGCGAGCGCGCGGCGUUUCUUUCUUUCUUUUUCAUUUUGUGUGUGGGAGACAAAACUGGCACAUGUUCGCGUGUAGAUUGAGAGACCCAGCUGACGACUCUUGAACCUUUGCAGUGUUUGUCCAUCUCUGUAAACAGUCCCCAGUGAAGCGCGCGUGACUCCACGAUGGAGCUCUUCUCCAGGAAUGUGUGCGCGCUCUGGAUUAUGGUCCUGCUGGAGUUCCUGCUCGAAACUGUGGCGGAUGAAGAAGUCCUGAUGAAUACGAAGACAGAAAUAUCAGAUCUUAAGUGGACAACAAACUCUGGCUCUAAACCUGAGUGGGAGGAGAUCAGCGGUCUAGAUGAGGAGAGCAACAGCGUGAGGACCUAUCAGAUCUGCCAGGUCGACGGCUUGUCCAGUCACUGGCUGCGCAGUAAGCUGAUCGAGCGCCGAGAGGCAUCGCAGGUGUACGUGGAGCUGAAGUUCACCAUGAUCGAAUGCUCAUCGCGAACCACGCACCACCGAUCCUGCAAAGAGACCUUCAACCUUUACUACUACGAGAGCGACACGGAUGAUGCGACUGCAACCCACCCCGCGUGGAUGGAGAACCCCUAUACCAAGGUCGACACGGUGGCUGCGGACUUCCUGCUGCGCAAAGGUGGAGAGAAGAAGUUUAAUGUCAAAACGCUGCGUUUGGGCCCUUUGACCAAACGUGGAUUCUACUUGGCGUUUCAGGCCCAGGGCGCCUGCAUGGCGCUUCUAUCUGUGCGUGUCUUCUUUAAGAAGUGUCCGGCUCUCACACGCUCACUAUCCGUCUUCCCGGAGACUGUUCCACGCUCGCUGGUCCAGGAGGCUGUGGGCCAGUGUGUGGCCAACGCAGUGCAGCCUGGACCCAAUCCCAGACCGCCCAAGAUGUUCUGCGGGGAAGAUGGACAGUGGGAGGACCAGCCCACCACCACCUGCACUUGCCUGCCGGGCUUCGAGGCCAGCCAUGGAGAUAUGGAGUGUAGAGUGUGUCCGGUGGGUCGUUUUAAGAUGGGAUCUGGUCCUGGCCCGUGUUCAGUGUGUCCUGACUCCAGUCACACAGGAGAGACGGGAUCCGCCUCGUGUGGGUGUCGCCCUGGUUUUUACCGGGCCCCUUCUGACAGUCCAGAUACACCCUGCACACGUCCGCCCUCGUCCCCGCGCAGCCCUGUUCCCCAGGUCAAUGACACGUCUCUCACGCUGGAGUGGAGUGAACCGUUAGACAGUGGGGGCCGAUCGGACCUCACCUACAGUGUGGAGUGUCGAAUGUGCCCGGCCCCUGGGGUCCCCUGCGCGCCAUGCGGGGACGGUGUGAAUUACCGACCAUCCCAGACUGGGAUCCAGGGCCGGCGCGUGAGCAUUUGGGGUCUCCGACCUCACACCACCUACAGCUUCACCGUGAUGGCCCUCAACGGGGUCUCUCCUCUGACCCUGCAGGGGCCCGCGGGGGACACCAUCAACAUCACCACCAGCCCCAACGUUCCUGUACUGGUGUCGGGUUUGAGGAAGAUCGCAGCCACAGAAUCCAGCCUGACGCUGCACUGGAACACACCGACCCAAUCACACUACAGGAUCCUCCAGUACCAGCUGCGCUACUGUGAGAAGGAGCGCGGCUUUGAGGAGUGCUCCUAUCAUUAUAUGGAGAGUAAUCUCAACGAGGUGGUGUUGAGUGAUUUGCGCAGAGCGACGCAGUACGAGGUUCAGGUCCGCGCUCGCACCUUGGCCGGCUACGGUAGCUUCGGUCAGGCUGUUGUCUUUCGGACCCUUCCUGACGAAGAUGAUUCCUCGUCUCCAGUGCUUGUUACCGGGAUCCUGAUAGCCACGGGCAUGCUGGUGCUCAUCAUCGCCAUUGCUGCUGUAAUCUGCUGUAAAAGACGCUCUCACCCUCCGUUAGACCAGCACUUCCCUCUGACGCCCGCGUCCUGUGGGACGGUGUCUGAUUGGCUCAGGGCCAUUAAGAUGGAGCGUUACGAGGAGAGCUUUCUGCAGGACGGUUACACAUCUAUGCAGCUGCUCACCCACAUCACCACAGAUCAGGGAUCUGCUGCGUUUGGGAAUAACUCUGGCUGGUCAUCAGAAGAAGAUCCUGUCCAGCAUCGAGGCUCUUGGGAUUCAAAACUAAACUCCAGGGAGUGUGCUCUACUGAGUGAAGCGUCCACACACACACACACACACACAUGCAGACGCUUGCUGAGUUUGCCUGAGAACUUCGUGUAACCUACACACUCACAAUCAGGAACAUUUGUACUUUCUUUUUUGCCGGGUCACUUAAGGGUCAGGAUGGCUUACUUGCUUCCAAGACUACCUAAAGGAAACCAGUCUAGGAACCUGCAUCCCACUAAUAUUACAAAGCAUCAUUUGUGAUAUGAAGUGGCUCUUAUAGAGAUGUUAUCCCCAACAUUUCAAGGAAAGACGUCUCAAUGCAAAGACACUGAUGAAGGUCACUCCCAUAUAGCAAAUGUCUUCUGGCCCAGAUCCGGGCCACACAAUGACUUUUCCCUCGGCCCAAGUACCGCAAAGAAUGAUGGUUCGGAAGUGGCCCAGAACUGGAUUAAAGACUCAGGCCAGACAUGGGCCAUAACCGGUCUGAAUCUCAGCCAGUUAAUCAGCCUUAGUUGGCCCUGAUCUGGGCCAAAACAGGUUUUAUUAUUGGUGCCAAUUUUAGUAAACCAGAAUCCCUAAAUCUGAGCCACACCUGAGCCUUAUAGCCCAGACCCAACCCAGAGAGCAAGCAGUGUCGGCCCAGAUCCGGCCGAAUGGAUUUCACGAUUUCUGGGCCAACACUAUAUUGCUGUCUGGGAAUUUUAAUAUUUCAUAUUAUUACCUUGUUUAUUACUAUGAUCGCAAUUACUCAUUUUGUGUCAUGCUUUAAUGUAGAAUGGGUCAGAUAAUAUGCUCCCAGAUCUUAGCCUGAUUUUGGCCACAUAUUACUGGACUGAUUUGAGCCACACUCCUCCCACUUACAAUCGGCCCUCAUGUAGUUUGCCGGAUCCCCACCGUGCCGUCAUUGCCACACAUGGCCCAGCUCUGGAGAGAGGUCUCUGCAGAGCAAAAGUGGGUAUUUAUCACUUUGUGGGUGUUUUCAAACUGCUGGGUGUUUCUGAAUCAUGCAAUCAAAAUGAUCCCCCUUACCCAACCCCACCCCAUCCCUAAACCUAACAUAACUAUGACGUUAGCCAAUCAGGUAUCAUGGAGUACAGCGGGAUUUUCAAAGCGUUUGGCCAUAAAAGAUGGUUCAUUACCAACUUUAUUUAGAACAACGAGCAUCUCUGA
Molecule: messenger RNA, 3672 nt
Organism: Carassius auratus (goldfish)
Lineage: Eukaryota; Metazoa; Chordata; Actinopteri; Cypriniformes; Cyprinidae
Product: ephrin type-B receptor 4-like
Exons: 12
Coding region: 562-2616 (684 amino acids)
Biological process (GO): axon guidance; protein phosphorylation; ephrin receptor signaling pathway
Cellular component (GO): plasma membrane; dendrite
Molecular function (GO): ATP binding; protein binding; transmembrane-ephrin receptor activity
Source: RefSeq, a predicted model, not a curated record